Messenger RNA from Chanos chanos (milkfish), 2757 nucleotides. RefSeq names its product neuropilin 2b (gene nrp2b). Bases 1 to 2757 code for a protein of 918 amino acids. The record is from RefSeq and is a predicted model, not a curated record. Gene Ontology annotation, biological process: angiogenesis; axon guidance; vascular endothelial growth factor signaling pathway. Gene Ontology annotation, cellular component: axon; postsynaptic membrane; plasma membrane. The transcript is spliced from 17 exons. NCBI's taxonomy places the organism in Eukaryota, Metazoa, Chordata, Actinopteri, Gonorynchiformes, Chanidae. Gene Ontology annotation, molecular function: vascular endothelial growth factor receptor activity; semaphorin receptor activity.
AUGGAUUUAUUAACCACACUGUAUGGAUGUUUACUCGCAUUUUGUUUAUCACCAUUUGUUUGUGGAUCUAAACAGAAGUCAUGCGGGGGGCACCUGGAUGCCAGCAACGCAGGGUACCUCACCACGCCCGGGUACCCGCUGGAGUACCCGCCCCAUCAGGACUGCCGCUGGAUCAUCACCGCGCCCGAGCCCUCCCAGCGCAUCGUCCUCAACUUCAACCCUCACUUUGAGCUGGAGAAACUGGACUGCAGGUAUGACUACAUCGAGAUCCGGGAUGGAAACUCUGAGACAGCAGACCUGCUGGGGAGGCAUUGCAGUAACAUCGCUCCGGCGGCUGUCAUCUCCUCCGGGCCUGUCCUGUACAUUAAAUUUGUCUCUGACUACGCCCACCAGGGUGCUGGAUUCUCACUGCGCUACGAGAUCUACAAGACAGGUUCGGACUGCUCCAGGAACUUCACUAGUCUGUCUGGAGUGAUCGAGUCUCCUGGCUUCCCAGACAAAUACCCGCACAACCUGGAAUGUUCUUUCAUCAUCAUCGUUCCUCCGCACAUGGAUGUCACGCUCACUUUCCUCACCUUUGACCUCGAGAACGACCCCCUGCAAGGGUCAGAUAGCGAAUGCAAGUACGACUGGCUGGAGAUCUGGGAUGGUCUGCCACAGGUGGGACCUCUGAUUGGACGUCACUGUGGUACCAAAACCCCUCCUGAGAUCAGGUCAUCUACGGGCAUCCUGUCUCUGUCCUUCCACACGGACAUGGCUGUGGCCAAAGAUGGUUUCUCUGCCCGCUACAACAUGACACAAAAGGAAAUCAGUGCAGGCCCCCACUGUAGUAGUGCUUUUGGGAUGGAGUCCAAACAUAUCUCAGACGAUCAGAUCUCUGCCUCUUCUACCUUCUAUGACGGUCGCUGGUCCCCUCACCAAGCACGACUCAACUACAAUGACAAUGCCUGGACGCCCAAUGAGGACAGUAACAAAGAGUAUAUACAGGUGGACCUGCACUUCCUCAAGGUCCUGACUGGCAUUGCUACCCAAGGGGCUAUCUCCAAAGAGACUGGCAAGCCUUACUAUGUCACCACCUUUAAGCUGGAGCUCAGCACCAAUGGAGAAGACUGGAUGGUCUAUCGCCAUGGCAAGAACCAAAAGGUUUUCCACGCCAAUUCAGACCCCACAGAGGUGGUCCUCAACAGGAUCCCACAGCCGGUUUUGGCCCGUUUCGUCCGAAUCAGGCCCCAGACUUGGAAAAACGGCAUCGCUCUCCGUUUUGAACUCUACGGCUGUCAGAUCACCGAUGCACCGUGUUCAGAGAUGCAAGGGAUGCUCUCUGGGCAGAUCCCUGACUCUCAGAUCUCAGCCUCCUCCAUGCGAGACAUCCAUGGUUCCAUGGGAGCUGCACGACUGGUGGCAAGUCGCUCUGGCUGGUUCCCUAACCCCACACAGCCUGUGGCUGGGGAGGAGUGGCUCCAGGUGGACCUCGGGGUCUCCAAAAACGUGCAAGGCGUCAUCACACAGGGAGCCCGCGGCGUAGACGGCAGCACCAGCGCAGAAAACCGCGCCUUCGUGCGCAAAUACCGUGUGGCCCACAGUCUAAACGGCAAAGACUGGAGCUACAUCACUGACAAGAAGACAGGACUUGUGAAGAUAUUUGAAGGGAACACUCAUUACGAUACUCCAGAGAUCCGUCGCUUCGACGAGGUAGCCGCUCAGUUUAUCCGGAUCUAUCCGGAGAGGUGGUCCCCAGCAGGCAUCGGAAUGAGGAUGGAAGUCCUGGGCUGUGACUUACCAGAAUCCACCACCAUUCCCGAUACACCUACACCGACGCCGCCUGAAGAGGAGACCAGCACUACCCAGAGAGGGCCGAUAUCAUCCACUGUAUCUUUGGGUGAAAUGUGUGACUUUGAGCGAGAUCUGUGCAGUUGGGUUCACGAUCCCAAAGCUGAUCUGAGCUGGUCCCUACACAGCAGCUCUGGUCUGGACCUCUCCCCUGGUUCUGAUGAUUUCGGGAGUUUCCUGUACAUUGACGCGAGCCCUAAAGCAGAACGACAGCGUGCGAGGUUGCUGAGCCCAGCGGUCGGUCCGGAGAGAGGUCCACUCUGCCUCCUGUUUCACUACCAGUUGCAUGGGGAUGCCCAGGGCAGUCUGAGGGUGCUCCUCAGAGACCCCGACGAGGAGGAGACACUACUCUGGGCCCUGAAGGGUGACCAGGGACCCACGUGGAAGGAGGGACGCACCAUCCUACCCCAGUCUCCUAAAGAAUACCAGGUGGUGAUUGAGGCUUUCUUUGAGCACAGCGGCAGAGGUCACGUCUGGAUCGACAAUAUUCACAUGAGCUCCAGUACUGAGCUGGAACAGUGCACACAGCCCUAUGCUGCCUUUCCUCCAGACAUGACCGAACGGAGGCCAGUUGAUUUUGGAAACGAUCCACUGUUCCACGGCAGAGAGCGGUUCGAUCAAGGUUUUCCUUUCCCUGCGUUGAGCACACCGGGACCAUCGCGAGAGCCUCCGGUGACGCGGGUGUCGGAGAAGGACAACGCCUGGCUCCUCACCCUGGACCCCAUCCUGGUCACCAUCAUUGUGAUGAGUUCCUUGGGCGUCCUGUUGGGGGCGGUGUGCGCGGGUCUUCUGCUCUACUGCACGUGCUCCUACAACGGCCUCUCCUCCCGAAGCUCCACGACGCUGGAGAACUACAACUUUGAGCUGUAUGACGGCAUCAAGCACAAGGUCAAAAUCAACCAGCAGAGGUGCUGUUCUGAGGCCUGA